Molecule: messenger RNA, 1762 nt
Organism: Sander lucioperca (pikeperch)
Lineage: Eukaryota; Metazoa; Chordata; Actinopteri; Perciformes; Percidae
Gene: drd2l
Product: dopamine receptor D2 like
Exons: 8
Coding region: 168-1703 (511 amino acids)
Biological process (GO): adenylate cyclase-activating adrenergic receptor signaling pathway
Cellular component (GO): presynaptic membrane; glutamatergic synapse
Molecular function (GO): G protein-coupled receptor activity; dopamine neurotransmitter receptor activity, coupled via Gi/Go
Source: RefSeq, a predicted model, not a curated record
ACUGACUGAGUUCAAGGUGGGAGCUUCGGCCGUAAAUUGUUAGAUAAGAUGCUGUAGCCUGACAGCCAAUUUGUCGCCCGGUGUUGUUCCUGAGAGGACAGGACAGCGGACCCGAAUGUGAGCAGCUCUGCCGGGAGAGGCCUGACCAUGUCCACUGGAGUGUGAUCAUGACUUCCCUCAACGAGUCAGAGGAGACCUCCCCUCCCUCCUUCCCUCUCUCCUCUUUUGAACACAAUUUCUCCCAUUUUGUCACCCAUGACCCGUCAUACUCCCCCAUAUCCUUCCCCACCUCCUCGCUGGCGCCCUCCAACUGCACCAGCUCCCCGUCAGCCUCUUCUCCUCCGUACAACUUCUACGCCGUGCUGCUGGUGCUCCUGAUCUUCUGCGUGGUGUUCGGUAACGUGCUGGUGUGCGUGGCUGUGUCGAAGGAGCGCUCUCUUCAGACCACCACAAACUACCUCAUCGUCUCGCUGGCUGUGUCCGACCUGCUGCUGGCCACGCUGGUCAUGCCCUGGGGCGUCUACAUGGAGGUGGUUGGAGAGUGGCACUUCAGUCUCAUCCACUGUGACAUCCUGCUCACCCUGGACGUCAUGAUGUGCACCGCCAGCAUCCUCAACCUCUGCGCCAUCAGCAUUGACAGAUACACAGCGGUAGCCAUGCCGAUGCUCUACAACACCAGAUACAGUUCCAGGAGGAGGGUGGCAGUGAUGAUUGCUGUGGUGUGGUUCCUCUCUUUUGCCAUCUCCUGCCCUUUACUGUUUGGACUCAACAACACUGCCAGCCGGGAAGGCACCACGUGCAGCUUUGCCGAUCCGGCCUUCGUGGUGUAUUCAUCUGUGGCCUCCUUCUACGUUCCCUUCAUCGUAACGUUGCUGGUUUAUGCGCAGAUCUGUGUGGUGCUGCGCAAGCGAGGCAGGCGCACCGCCCCGCCGCGCAGACACGGCCAGCACACACAAGGCGGGGCUGACGUGGGAGAAGGUCAUCGACACAGGAAGAAUAAGUGUACACAACCAGAGGAUGUGAAGUUGUGCACCCUGAUCCUGAGGCCCGCUACCGCUGGCCCACAGCGCAAGAAAGUGCAUCCACAUCUUUGUUUGUCCCCCAACGCGUACCUCCCUCACCACCCUCCUUCCUCUCUCUCUAUGUGUCAGACCCUGGUAAAGGAGGCGAUGGUUCACCCUCUCGAAGUGGAGCCGGGUCAGUUCCUGCCGCAGACCGAGCAGAGCCUGGCUCCUCCUCCUGCUCCCCAAACCCCCUCCCACUCGGACCGCGGCAGGAUCUCCCUGGCCAUCUCAGUUGGACCUGCCCCGGUUCUUCCCUCCACUGUGACACGAUCGGCCCUGAUGCCCCGUCCCGCCACCCUCGAGGACGGCAUGAGGGGCCGUGAGGGAUGGAGGGAGCGCAGUGGAGGGAGAGAGAAAUGGGGGAUGACCAAGGAGAGGGUGAGAGGGAGGCUGUCACAGCAGAAGGAGAGGAAGGCGACAAAGAUGCUCGCUAUUGUGCUCGGUGUGUUCAUCAUCUGCUGGCUGCCUUUCUUCCUGACCCACGUGCUGAAGGCCCACUGCAGGAGCUGCUGCAUCUCGCCAACACUGUACAGUGCCGUCACCUGGCUGGGAUACCUCAACAGUGCUGUCAACCCUGUCAUCUACACCACUUUCAACAUUGAGUUUCGCAAAGCCUUCAUCAAGAUCCUGCACUGCUGAGAACUGGAGAGAGGAGAAGUGUCAACUGUCAAGCCUGUCAUUGGUUUGAGAUCAGAGGA